Messenger RNA from Mesocestoides corti, 1290 nucleotides. The record is from the annotation of a GenBank genome assembly. Lineage: Eukaryota; Metazoa; Platyhelminthes; Cestoda; Cyclophyllidea; Mesocestoididae.
UUGCUUCAAUUAUUUUUUGAAAGACUUAAACCGAAACCCCCAACUAUCCAUCGCUUCAGGGCCCCGAAGUCUACUAGUAACCGCUAUGUACAAGGCGAAAGACCUCAUGCAUGUAAACGUCCCCGCUGGACCGCCAAGUCGCAUGCUUCUCUACGUGAAGCCAUCAAUCAGUUCCAAACAAUGCUUAACACCGUUUACUCAAACGAAGCCCCUAUUUACGUCGAGAACAAAGUUGAUCUGGAAUGUCCUCCAAAUGACUUCCAACCGAUUCGUGACUAUGUUCCGCACAAGGACGUCUUUCUUCCAACCAAGGCAGUUGUCGGCUGUCAAUGUGCCAAGAACCUGAAGCCCAAAAUCGGUUCUGGGACGGAGCUUUGUUGGGUUAAUCGGCACAGUGGUUGCUGUGCCAUUAACUCUGGCGCACGUGUUCCCUACAAUUUGUCCAAGAAAUUGCUUGUUCCUCCUGGACAUCCGGUUUUUGAAUGCAACUCCACAUGCGGAUGUGGACCAACAUGCCCAUUUCGGGUUGUCCAACUUGGUCGGAAAGUCCCUCUCACCGUGUUUCGGACAUCCAAUGGCCGCGGUUGGGGUGUCAAAGCCGCAGAGCGCAUCCCAAAAGGCACCUUUGUGUGCGAAUAUAUCGGAGAAAUUAUUACUUUUGAGGAGGCAGAACAAAGGGGUCAGUCGUACGACAAGCAACGCAUGACCUACCUGUUUGAUCUAGAUUUUGAUGGCGAAACUCACUACACUGUUGAUGCCUUCCAAAUGGGCAAUGUCUCGCACUUUAUCAACCACAGUUGUAAUCCAAAUUUGACAGUGCGCUGUACCUUUAUUGAGUGUCUGAACACUGAACUGCCUCGACUGGCCUUGUUUGCGUCUCGAAAUAUCAGCCGCAACGAAGAAAUCACCUUCGAUUAUCAGAUGACCGGUGAGUUGUGUGUCCGCGUAGAUCACGUGCGCCCAAGACCGAGUGUAACACGCUGUCGUGUCGACUAUUCUCGUCUACUUCCUGUGCUGCCAACGAAUGUUGGUGUAUUCGUCUCUCCAGUUACUCUAGCGGGUGCCCUUGAUAGCAACGACGAGAACGGCGACAUUUCCGAGGUCAGUCUUAACACCUCCGGACAACUGGAAGCCGACGAGGCCGCGUCGAAGGCCCUCACCGGUUCGUCCAGGAGCAAAUUGCCCUCGGAAGGUAGCAGUUCAGCCGAUCCACCCGACAACUUCAGUGAGGUACGUGGCAGCGCUUUUGCGCUGCGUCGCUGGAGCACGGCGACUGUCGGCUCCCUUUGA